Molecule: messenger RNA, 840 nt
Organism: Medioppia subpectinata
Lineage: Eukaryota; Metazoa; Arthropoda; Arachnida; Sarcoptiformes; Oppiidae
Source: the annotation of a GenBank genome assembly
AAGAACGGCAUCGACUCGAGCGACAAGAAAAAGGAGAUUAAGAAGGAUUCAAAAAGUGAGACAAAGUUGAGGAAAAUCAACUCAAGUGAAGAGAAAAUGAAUAACAGUAUAGAAAAGAAUAACCGAAAUGAGUCGCGCUCUUCAUCCGUCUCCUCAUUAUCUCCGCGAAGAACUAAUGAACACAGAAAUAAAGACGAUAUCAAUGAGUCGGACAAAGAACGAGAACAUAAGAAACGAAAAAGUGAUUCAAAUAAAACACACGAAGAGAAUAGCGAUAAGAAAGUGAAAGAAGAGGUGAAUAAUAACGGCAUUCCAAACGUCAAUACAGUUAGAUCUCAUGAAAAGAAACAGUCAUCGAGUGCUCGGAAACGACAGCAACAGCUCAAAGAAUCGCCCAAUAAUGAGGUCUCGGACUCCAACACAACUCCUAAACGACGUAAAGAAGAAGACGGAAGCAAAACAAAACGCGAGGACAGAGAGUCCAGAAGUAAAACCACAGAAAAGAGAAGUAAUUCUUCUCGACGUCACAAACAAGAAGACGACAAAUGAAUUGUUUUGAAAUCAUUUUACAGCACAUUAUAAUUCAUCAGUUAUUUAUUGAAUUGUUGGCUAAUAUUUCGACAAAAAACGAAAUAAAUUAUAUCAGAUGUCAAUUGAGUUCUGUUUUUAAUUUUUUUGUUUGUUCUGUUAUUUCGGUCGCAGAUCUUUUAAUUGCGAAUUGUUUGUUAAGCCAUUGACUCUCAUUAUCACCGCAUUUAUCAGAUACCAUACAAAUUGUUCCCAUAUUUACAUUUUUACGGAUUUCUAAAUUAUAAAUAAAAUUUGACGAAUGAAUGAUAA